UGUGUGUGUGUGUGUGUGUGUGUGUGUGUGUGUGUGUGUGUGUGUGUGUGUGUGUGUGUGUUAAAUUCUUUUUCUUCCCACCAUUACCUCGAAAACACAAAUACAAAAAAAGAAACAGAGAGAGCGAGAGACAGGAAGAGGGAGAAAGAGAGCAGGGACAGACAAGGAUGAAAAAGUGAGAGGGAAAAGAGAAGAAAGAGAUAAAAUCCAAGAGCAUGAGAGAAAGACGAGUAUGAUGUGAGUCGACUGUUAGUGCUGAAAAAAGGAUAAAAAUAAAAUAAAAGCGGCGCAGAGGGAAACAAAUAGAAUUAAAAGAGAGAAACAGAGAUAGAGCGAGCCCAGGGGAGGCGUGGGACAUGCAGGGCAGGUUAUCAGUGGCCAAAAAGAGGACAUGAAGUAGAAUGCAAAGCAGCAGCAGCAGCAUGAAAGCCGACAUCCCUUCCCACUCACCCGCCCCCUCCCCCCCAGCCGCCGCCGCCCUCUGCCCCGCCGCCGCCACAGCCGUCGCCCACCUCCCCGUCCCCGCCGCCGCCUCCCAGCAGCCAGUCACACACGCCGCAGAUGGUACAUGAGCGCUGAUUGGCUGAAGGAUUAGCCAGUAGGAUGCUGCCCACUAACGUCGUGUCCUUCGUCAAAAAGAUGGUGGCGUCGGAAGGGGGCGGCGGGGGCGACGCGGGGGGCGCAGGGCUGGGGGGCCGCACGGACACCGCCGAUUCUGGGACGACGCUUUCCAAGAUCAGACACACACUCACCUCGGGGAUCCACGGCACAGUCACCAAGUUGUCCCCCACGAGAUCGGCCGCGCCCAACGCCCACCCCGACGGCUGCUCCAUCUCGUCCUCGUCCUCGUCCUCGUCGGCGGGCGUGGUCGGGGCUCAGACGGCCGCAGUGUCAGUGGAGGAGCGCUCGCUACUGCAAAAAGUGUGGGACAAGAAUGAGCGGUUUGACCCCUCCGACCCCAGGAUAUUCAAGCCCCCGCCCAUCACCACGCCCACAGCGCCCUCGGUGGGGAACAUCGGGGGCGGGGGCGGUGGGGGAGGUGGCCUGUCCCCCCUCACCUCCCCCGUGGGCGCCGGGAAGCAGGGCGACGGGGCGGGCGGGAGCGUCGUGUCCUUCUCCACCCGGGCCCAGAGGUCACCCGGCUCCUCCUGCAGAGUGUGUGUCAAGACGCUGAAAGACGCUGAGUUUUUCAAGGUGUGCUCCGAGUGUGGCAACAAAGUGUGCGAGGACUGUGCCUCCUACUCCACCCAGUCCUCCGACGGCGACCAGGAAAAAUGGAACUGCAGCAUCUGCCGGCGGCGCCUCUCGUCGCGAGCCAAGAGCGAGCAGCCGUCGUCGAGUGAGGGCGCCACGCUCACCACCAGCGUGCCCCCCAUCAUGGCUGCCCCCAUGCCGCCCCCCAGCCCCGGCGCCCCCACUGCCCUCAGCCUCUUCAGUGGUCUGGCCAAGAUGGCGUCCAACAUGACCACCACCACCCAGCCCCAGCAGGCUGCAAACGCUUCCUCCUUCAUCGGGACCAGCACCCUGUCCAGCAGCCUAACGGUCAACACUCAGCCCAGCACCCUGGGGGCCAGCAGCACCCUGUCCACCACCCAGACCAGCACCACCCAGCUCAGCACCACCUCGGCGGCCAGCACGCAGCCCAGCAUCACCCAGCAGCAGCAGCAGCCAUGCCUCACCACCACCACUGCGCCCUCAACGGGGGAAGCCCCGCCCCCCACCACCAACGGCUACGCCCCCCGCAAGGUGUCCCGCAGCAGCAUCAAGCAAACGUCGCUGGACCGCACCAGGUCGAUAGAACGGUCCAGGUCUCGGGACGAGUCUCGGGACCGCCGGCCGUCCUGCGUGACAGCGCCGCUCGACACGCGGCGGCCGCGUGACAGGUCGCGGGAAAGGGCCGCCGUACCGCGCCGACGCUCCGACAACGACGACGACAACUUGCCGACGCCGAGCCGGUCCACUUCGGUGCGUCGCGGCCGGAUGAGCGACUACAUGUUGCGCGACGGCACGGACGACUACCUCAACUUCGGCGGGAUCAGUGCGGCGCACAGCGAGACCGACGUGUCCCGCUCCAGGAAGACGAGCCAGGCGGGUCUCCAUAGCAUGCGCCCGCUGGACACAAACGUGGCGAGAACAGCGGCAGAGGACGCGUCGCUGAUGCGGGAGUCCGAAUCUUCAGGCGACGAGUUGGCGGCGAACAACUGGCAGCAGCGAGGCCGACGACGCUCCAUCAUCCGCCAAAAGUCCUACGAGGAGGAGGACGGCGACGGCGAGACCUUCACCAACAACGCGGCCAACUCCCUCUCGCUGUGGGGCGGCGGCGAGCCUCCCGUCCGCCGCCACUCUACGCAGGACCCCUCGCGGCGGGACGAUUCCUUGGAGGCGCGCCGCACCCGUGACUCCCUGGACGUGCCGCACAGCCGCGUCCACCGCCACCACUCCUGGGACUACGACGUCACGCGCGACACCCUGCCCAUCACGGGCAUCAUGAGCGUCUCGGCCUCGGGGUCUCGGCACAGCAGCGAGAGUGACCUUAGCAGCGAGGCGCCCAGCGAGCGGGGCUCCACCACGGCCCUGGCGGACGACCCUCAGCGGCGCUUCUCCCGCGCGUCCAUCACGCGGCGCGUCUCCUACAAGACCUCGCGCGGCGGCGUCAAGAACAGCACGGACGCCCCCGACCCCUACGACGCCGACGACCAAGGUGUGAUUGACUCCUCCCCGUCACCGCUGUCCCCCGAGGUGCCCAUCCCCGGCGGCGCUCCGCAGGGCUCCCCGCGGCGUUCAGGCACGUCCAGCCUGGAGGAGGAGCAGUGGCUGCACCCCGCCGAAGAUGAGUACCGGUCCACGCGCCGCCGCUCCUCAGCUGUGUCUGAGAGUGGGCGGGUGUUGCCCACGCCGCCCGCCUCCCCCCGCGGCACCAUGUACCCGGCCACGGCCCCGACGCCCCCCAGCGGAGGUUCCCGCAUCACGCAGUCGUUGGAGGUGAGCCCGGGGCGUGACGGCGAGGACGGGCUGAGGCGGCAGAGCUCGGUGACGGAGGGCGAGACCAUCCGCAUCGUGAUCCACGACGUGGACAUCGACCACCGCAAGGCCGGGGCUCAGGAGAAAGGCAGGAGACGAGUCAAGGUUAUGCGGGACAUGUCUGACGCGGCGCAUAGAACGCGCGGCCUCGGCAUGCGAGUGGUGGGCGGCAAGGUGGGCUCCGACGGUCACCUGUUUGCCUACGUGGUUUGGACGGUCCCGGCCGGCCCAGCGGAGGCGGCGGGCGUCGUGCAGGGGGACAAGGUGCUGGAGUGGAACGGCGUGGGGCUGACGGACCGGAGCUUCGAGGAGGUGUGCAGCAUCAUGGAGGAGGAGGUGCACCCCCAGGACGAGGCUGUGCACCUGCUAAUUGAACACUCCAAUGACCUACGCUCCCUUGAUUACGGCGAUGAGCACAGUGCCUUAGUUACGCAGAAGAAGGGAUCUCUGGAGGGCAGGACCCCCUCAGAGGGAGAGAACGACCUGGCUCAAUCCGCAACUUCUCGACGCAAGUUGCCCCGAAUACCAGGGGACCUGAUGCGCGACCCGGUGAGCGGCAAGCUCCAGGUGCAGCUGUGGUACGACCAGGACAAGUCCCACCUGAUCGUGACGGUGGUGUCCGCGCACGACCUACGCUUCAGGGACUCGGCCACCUGCGGACCGCCCGAGGCCUUCGUCUGCCUGCGUCUGUAUCCUUUCAGCGACAGCAAGAUGUACAGCACAGGCGUAGCGGAGCCCUCGUGCAAGCCCCUCUGGAACUCCUCCUUCAUAUGGGAAAACCUAGCAGUCGACUCCCUGCCCUGCCUCACGCUGGAGCUCUCCGUGUGGGACUACAUUUCGCACACAGAAAACGGCUUCCUGGGUGAGUCGCUAAUUGACUUGCGGCACGCUUACCUGGACGAGCGGCCCACCUGGUACCGCCUUCAGGAGCGCCGGUCUCGCAGCGCCAACGCCACGCCGCGAGGAUCCAUUGUGUCCUACGACUUCUCCAUUCCGUCUGUGAGGAGGCCGUCUGUCCGCUCUGGCUCAGAUGACGGGGAGGACAGCAGAAACUCCUCCCUGGACUCCGGACUCCUACAUCCUGACCUGGCGUGGCGAGAGUCAAGGUCGCACUCCAGACGGGGAUCUUCCUUGAGCGAACAGGCCGAGAACGAGGUGUACCAGCUGUCCCGCUCCUACCCCCACUCACUGCCCCAGUCAAGACGUUCCUCCGUAGCCUACCAGUCCUCCAGCCCGGAGUUCAAAGCUGAGGACCUGGAGGCGCGGCUGUCGGUGUCGAUGAGUCCCCUUGAGCGCCGCCGCAGCCACAGUUUUAGGUCCUCGACGCGCCACGAGUUCCUGACGACCGGCGACGAGUACCCGAGGCAGCGGCGGGCGUCCCACAGCGCCAUCAUCAGCAGGUCCCACUCGGUGAAGGGCAGCAGCGACCACUGGUACAAGAAAGGAACCCCCAGCAACGGUCGGCCGGAAGAGGAUGGAAGAUGGAGCGUGAGCCAGGACGACGCAACUCCUGACCUUGGCCCGGGUCAGGUAGUGCCUCGGGGCUAUAGGGACAUCCUCACAGAUGACUUCACGCUCGGGGAGAUCCACCUGGCGCUCACGCUGACCAAGGGCCAAUUGGAAGUCGAGGUCAGGCACGCGCGGGGGCUCCCCUCGGCCGCAUCGGGGCAGGAACCAGACACCUACGUGAAGACCUAUCUGAAGGACGGUGAUCGCCGCAUAAACAAGCGUAAGACUCGGGUCACGCGCCACUCCCGAGAGCCCGAAUACAACCAGACCCUCCGCUACGCCGCUAGCGACGCCCUCGGCCGCUCGCUGCUCGUGAUGGUGUGGGAGCGGCAGCGGGGCUUUGAGCACAACAUCGGCAUGGGGGUGGCUGAGGUCAACCUGUCCAAGCUGGAGGGAGGCCAGAAGACGCUGGGUGGGUGGUACCGCCUCCUGCCCGUCAGUAGCGUGGUCAGGGUAGACUCGGACUCCGGGGACAGCGUGCGCUAAGGACGGAACGCCUUGACCGCACCCACACCCACGACCCUUCUGCUUUCCCACCUCCACCUCGUUCGCCUCCUCAGUCCGCCGGAAGGAAGGAAGGAAGGAAGGAAGGAAGGAUGGUGGUGAUUGCGUGACUUCAGGGACGCCGUGCGCUAAGAAGGGAACGCCUUGACCACGCCCACAGAAACGCCCCUUCUUCUUCCGCCUCUCCACCUUCUCUUCCGCUCCCAAGUCACUUCGGGAGGACGGAGGGCGGGUGGUGACUGGGCGACCCCUCGUCACACACACACACCUCUACGACCACCGCCUCAAGGAGCAAACACCCUCGACGACCUACUAGUGUCUCAUGAUGUAUAUAGUGACAGGAUAAGGCUGUUCACCUCUCAUAACUACUACAAUUACUACUACUACUACUACUACUACUACUACUACUACUACUACUCAAGACUAUCAGCAGAUUAUGAAAGCGGCGAUGGGUAACUCUAACAGAAGCACAUUAAUCAAGCCCCAGGUGACACGGUAGUGCAGGUAACUUCCUUCCUCCUCCUCCUCCUCCUUAAUUAAUGACCCUGCGAGCCACACCUGGAAGGAUCUGUUCGGUGCUAGUUAUGAUUCACCAAAAAAUAUGAAAAACAAAACAAAACAAAAGGGCGAUACCUGUUUACCUGUGCUAUGAUUCAGAAGUUAUGACUCUUUCUUUCUA
This is a messenger RNA of Eriocheir sinensis (Chinese mitten crab), 5713 nucleotides long. RefSeq names its product regulating synaptic membrane exocytosis protein 2-like. Gene Ontology annotation, cellular component: presynaptic membrane; cytoskeleton of presynaptic active zone. Lineage: Eukaryota; Metazoa; Arthropoda; Malacostraca; Decapoda; Varunidae. The transcript has 27 exons. The record is from RefSeq and is a predicted model, not a curated record. Gene Ontology annotation, biological process: positive regulation of synaptic transmission; regulation of synaptic plasticity; regulation of membrane potential. Gene Ontology annotation, molecular function: transmembrane transporter binding; small GTPase binding. Bases 604 to 5016 code for a protein of 1470 amino acids.